Rodentolepis nana is the source of this 1179-nucleotide messenger RNA. The record is from the annotation of a GenBank genome assembly. NCBI's taxonomy places the organism in Eukaryota, Metazoa, Platyhelminthes, Cestoda, Cyclophyllidea, Hymenolepididae.
AUGGGAAGGUGGGAGCUGUGGUAUCAAGUUAUGAUUUUCACUGUCGUCGCCGUUUGUCUAACGAUCAUAGCCUUCGGCGUGUGUCUCUUAGCUGCCUGCUAUGCUGUUCGAUUGAAAGCGAAAGCGGCACUUCUCAGACGACAUCAAGCCAGUCAUUACGAUGACAUGCAAUUUGUAGACGGUGGCUGUCUUGGAAGUCCUGGCGGAUUGACAUCUGGGAAAGUUGUCGCAACUGACGGAUUAGGAAGCUCGGUGGGAAUGCCCAUUUACCUCCAACGGCGAUCCAACAUUGAUUACAGCCAUACCCUCCAACGACCACCAUCUGUUCGCAGUUUUUCAAUGUCUCGACCACCUACUUCGAAUACCUUACCCUCGGGCACUGCUCAAACCCCUACCGAUCAGCCUUUUAUCUUCUCCAAUGGCUUCAACCAGCAAACGGAUGCAAUAGCUUGGCCCACAAUCUACCGGAGUCCUGCUAAAGGUUGGGGAGAUUUCGGAUUUGGAACCUUUACUCGAGCCCCUCCUAUUACAACUCAGAAUACUGAUUUGGAUCUCAGUGUUCAUGACGAUACGUUGCCCACUGUGAACUCGCCUGAAGUUUACACAUGCAGACACGAUCCUUAUGGCUAUCUCUCUGAGCUACAUAAUCAACUUGCCGAUCCGAUAGCUACAUCAACUCCACCGGUUAUGAAUAAUAUGCUUACCCUUCGAGCAUCCACUAUCCUCAGCCCUAGUGUCAUUCAGCCUGUAUCGAAAAGUCCCAUUGAGGUGGAAAACGACACUCUAGGAAUGCGGAAAAAUGAUUUUCAAAUGGCUCCAGCUCCCCCACCCUCCGAAUUUGCAGAUCGUUCUAAACUCAGCAACGGCUUCGAUUCUUGGCCAAAGUUAAACUCAGCAACGGCUUCGAUUCUUGGCCAGUCGGCAACGGCUUCGAUUCCUGGCCAGUCGGUUAUAUCGGAGAGUGCCAACUGUUCGAUUCUUAGCCAGUCGGCUAUUUCGGAGAGUGCCACUGUCCACUAUUUCUCCCUUGUUCGAGCUUUGAGUUCGUUGCACCUUGAGGUCUUGAAUUCUCUUUGUUCGCCAGUCGGCUAUGUCGGAGAGUGCCACUGUUUCUCCUUUGUUCGAGCUUUAAUUUCGUUGCACAUUGAGGUCGGUCUCUCCUAUAACGUUGCACCUUGA